CUUAUACAGUAUCUCUAUAUAAACAAUCAUGUAGUUCACUUAAGAAAGACACAACACAAACAUCAUAAACCACAUUAUUAAAAACAAUCAAGAAACAAUGAAGUUCAUUUCACUAUGUUUCCUAAUUUCUCUCUUAGUGUUAUUAUUCAACACACAACCACUACAAGGAGCUGAACCAGAACCAGUAGUAGACAAACAAGGUAACCCUCUUCAACGAGGUGAAGGUUACUAUGUCUUCCCACUUUGGGCUGACAAUGGAGGCAUUACAUUGAGUCCAACAAGAAACCGAACAUGUCCUCUCGACAUCAUUCGUAACCCGGCCGCACUCGGCUCGUCGGUAUACUUCACUGCACCAGGCCUUGAUUACAUUCCAACUCAAACUGAUCUGACCAUUGAGAUUCCAAUCCUGGGCAGUCCUUGCAAAGAGCCAAAAAUCUGGAAGCUUUCAAAGGAGGGGUCUGGAUUCUGGUUUGUGAGCACAGGUGGUGCGGCUGGGAAUCUUGUGAGUAAGUUCAAGAUUGAGAGGCUUGAAGGUGAACAUGCAUAUGAGAUUUAUAGCUUCAAGUUCUGUCCUUCUGUUCCUGGUACUCUUUGUGCUCCUGUUGGAACUUUUGAAGAUAGCGAUGGAACCAAAGUUAUGGCUGUUGGUGAUGGUAUUGAUGAACCUUAUUAUGUUAGGUUUCAGAAAGUUUCUACUUUUGGUCAAGAUUUGAGCAGUGUUUAGUUUGAUAAAAGGUUUUUGAUUUUGUGCUAGUAGUGGAGUGGGAUAUGAAUCAUAAUAAGGCACAGAAAAGAGUACAUGUCUUUGGUUUUAAGAUUUGCCACUUUCUUUUUCUUGUCAUAAGUGAAAUAAAAUUAUUCCAUUUUACUUAUAUAA
Molecule: messenger RNA, 877 nt
Organism: Lathyrus oleraceus (garden pea)
Lineage: Eukaryota; Viridiplantae; Streptophyta; Magnoliopsida; Fabales; Fabaceae
Product: miraculin
Exons: 1
Coding region: 98-724 (208 amino acids)
Molecular function (GO): endopeptidase inhibitor activity
Source: RefSeq, a predicted model, not a curated record